AUGCGGGUUGCUUUUCUGUCUUCCUUGGUGGCUUUCACUGCCACUACUACAGCUAUUCUCGUCACAUACCCACCGAAGGGAGCAAAGAUUGAUUGGAGCAAGCCUGUCACAAUCAAGUGGGAUUCGGUGGAAACCGAUCCUGCCACCUUUGAUCUAUAUCUUGUCAAUCAGGCUGUCAACCCUAGCGUCUCUACUCUUGUCGCUUCCGAUAUUGACACUUCAACGGGCUCUUAUACUAUCAAAGCCAACAAUAAGGAUUUGACUAGCUCUGACACUGGUGGUGGCUACCAGAUCGACCUCAAGUCGAGUAACGGGGAUGGCAUUCUCGCUCAGUCCCAGCAAUUCAAAGUGACUGAUGCCAAGCCUGAAUCUGCAUCAGCGUCUAGCUCUGGUAAGGAAACCAGUACUGCUAGUGAAUCUCUGUCUACCUCUGCUUUGUCGAUUUCUUCCAUGCUUUCCACUUCCAUGGAGAUGUCGACUACUGCUAGUACUCCUUCGACGGCUGCUUCUUCCACUUCUCCGACUAGUACUCAUACCUCCUCCUCCAGUGCGUCUACCUACACCACUUCUUCAUCUAUUACUUCUCCCACUUCUACUUCUACCUCUACCUCAUCUUCUAUGACGACUUCUUCUACCAAGACGACAUCGACGAGCACUUCCACUUCCACUUCUAUGAGGACGACCAUGUCUACUACUCAGCACACCAAGACAAUGGAAACUACCUCUACCGCUUCGGCCUUCACCACUUCCAAUUCCGCUGGUUUGCUCACGCCUCCCAACAAAGCCGGCAGUCUGCUUUUGGGCCUGGUUGCUCUUGCUCUCUAA
Molecule: messenger RNA, 825 nt
Organism: Penicillium daleae
Lineage: Eukaryota; Fungi; Ascomycota; Eurotiomycetes; Eurotiales; Aspergillaceae
Product: GPI anchored serine-threonine rich family protein
Exons: 5
Coding region: 1-825 (274 amino acids)
Source: RefSeq, a predicted model, not a curated record